UAACUGUCUGUUGUUUGUGUUUCCAUCUUUCAAGUCUGCCAGUGUGCCAGCCCAUAUUCUGAGGCCGGAUUCACCCAUGAAACAAAAAAGUGCUGGCCCACCCACCCUCAAAGGAGACGAAAAAUCGUAAUUGACAUCGGUUCACUAGUUCGUCGAUCUGGCGGCUGAAUUGCCAUUAUCAUUGACAUUGUCAUCGCCCUGCCCUGGAUUAUUGUUGGUGGCUUGGUUGGGCCUGAUGGAGCUGGGCGGGUGGAGCCCUGGCCCUUGACCACUCCGGAACACCCACCUCAUUUCCGAGUCCACCAGCCCUUUUAUCAUCAUUGUUAUUAUUAUCCUUACUACUAUGGUCUGGUUUAUCAUCCCGACGGUCGGUCAUUGAGCGGACCAUUACUGAGCUGUGACCGCCCUGUGACCGCCUAGUGAAGCGGAUGGCACCGGAGGGACGGUGGGCCUUGGCCACGGUCCUCUUGCUGUGUUUGGGCGGCGGCUGUGUGUCGACCAUUCGAGCCCCGGGAUGGGUCAACGCGAACGUGAAUCUCCAUCACCGAUGGCGCUAUGAGGUGUUCAGUCCGGAAUCGGGCCGCAUCGUGCGACGCCACGCCCUCGAUGCUCCGGAUUUCAAAUCAGCCACCGCGUUAGGCAACAUCACGAAUGCCGAUUUAGCCGCAUUGGAUUUGCCAGAGUCCAAAAUCAAUGAAACGCUGGAAGCUCAAAAUCAGACGCUCACAUAUGACUCGUCGCCCUAUUAUGACCAGCAAGCCGCCGACUUUGCCCGCCAUUGGAUCGAUUUCCCGGCUUUGCAAGCCUCGAAAGACGUGCGUGUCUACGAGCACCCGUUGCUCUCGCAGUCUUAUCGCCGGGCGGAUACGGUUACCCUCUCUUUCCGAUUCCCUUACUACGGACAUUUGGUGGAUAAGGUCACCAUCGCCACCGGCGGGUUUCUGUACCUGGGCCAGUACGUGCAUUCGUGGUUGGCCGCCACCCAGUACGUGGCUCCACUCAUGGCUCACUUUGACACUUCGAGUGACGAUGCGGCCAAGAUCCGAUACGUGGAUCACGGUGAUUUCUUUGCCGUCGAGUGGAGUCGGGUCCAUUUAAAAAGUCGGUCCAACACCGACGACGGCGAUGACGACAAGUCAGAGCGCCAGCCGGUCGAACAGCGACCUUUCACCUUCCAGGCAAUCCUCCAUCGGAAUGGAGACAUUGCGUUUGCUUACAAAGAGAUCCCCUUCGAGAUCUCCCUCAUCGAAGACAACGAGCAUCCCGUCAAAGUUGGGCUCUCCGAUGCCUACAUUAUGGACCGGACGAUAUUCUUUGUCAGACGUAAAACCAUUUACGAGUAUCAUCGCAUCAGUCUGCCUCACGCAUUCGUCGGUAACGAGACAGCCAUUCUGUUCAAGGCCCUCCCCACUUGUAACCAGAUGAAAACUUGUGCCGACUGUCUGGGUGAGAUCGUGCAUGGAUUUCAGUGUCAAUGGUGCCCGAGUGCGUUUAGUUGCUCGGAUGGAAUCGACCGACGCCGCCAAGAAUGGCUCACUCUCGGUUGUGAUCAUCGGAACAUAAACGAGUCUCGAUUUUGCGAUAUGUAUCCCAAAUCCCCGGAUGAUGCUGAUGCGAUCGUAUCCAGCACAUCACGCACAAAUGUCCCCAUGGAUGGUGAUAGUAGUAAUAACAAUAAUGAAAACGAUAGUAGGGACAAAGAUACUCCUUCUCAAGAGUCACACACCGAAACUAACGGAAAUCAAAUCCAUUUCGCCGUCACGGCUCUCAUCGUGAUACUUGUCAUAGCUGUUUUGCUCUUCCUGUGGCUAAUAUAUGCCUAUUUCUGUCCCCAUUCGUGGUCCGGACAAUUGCUCAUCAAAUAUCGACCCACUCGAUGGCAUUGGUUGAGGAGCGAACCUCGUUACACGGCCGCGUCAAUUCAUAUGUAGUCCCACCAACAAUUCAAGACAAACGGAGAAACUGCGGAAAUCAUCAAUCUUUACGGAGAGAAACUGAAUUCCAAAAGGCUCAAAGAAGAUCUGAACAAAAGAAAGACAAAACGAAAAAUCCUCGGUACUUUUAACCAUCUUGCCAUGAAACAAAUAACUCCAAACAUAUAUUGAUAUGUUCACGGUAAAUAAAUAGUAAGGAGCACGAACUAUAUCGACAAAAUAAAUCCCAUCAUACAUGCAAGA
Molecule: messenger RNA, 2177 nt
Organism: Tigriopus californicus
Lineage: Eukaryota; Metazoa; Arthropoda; Copepoda; Harpacticoida; Harpacticidae
Product: plexin domain-containing protein 2-like
Exons: 8
Coding region: 429-1931 (500 amino acids)
Source: RefSeq, a predicted model, not a curated record